Molecule: messenger RNA, 1226 nt
Organism: Diospyros lotus (date-plum)
Lineage: Eukaryota; Viridiplantae; Streptophyta; Magnoliopsida; Ericales; Ebenaceae
Exons: 3
Coding region: 116-1033 (305 amino acids)
Biological process (GO): protein refolding
Cellular component (GO): cytoplasm
Source: RefSeq, a predicted model, not a curated record
UAUCGUCACCGUCUGCUAUUCCCAAGUUCCAAACCACUCCCCAUUCUCAGUCGCUCAAAGAGGUGGUGAUUAUAGUCCAAAAAUCACGAUGAAUGCCUGAGCAGAGCAGCCAAGCAUGCAGGCGUACUUGUUUCUGGGAGGCGCCUACAUCGACGGCGGCGCCAAUCGGAGCCUCCUGAUCUGCCCUUUGGUUUCUCCCCAAGGAGUCCGGAGCCGCAGUGGCCACCGCCAGGUUGUGGCGUCGGCCGCGGUCGAUGGCCGCCAUAACCACUACGAUGUCCUCGGCGUUUCGCCCACCGCUUCCUAUUCCGAUAUCAAGAAAGCAUAUCGCCUUCUCGCUCUCAAGUAUCAUCCUGAUGUUUGCAAGGAUUCACGAGCUGAUGAAGUGUUCAAGAGUGUCCGCGUUGCAUAUGAUAUAUUGUCUAAUGAAACGUCAAGAAAUCAGUAUGAUCGAGCACUUCAAUUUCAAGAUGAUACUGGCAUAUCAUUGAGUGGAAACUGGGAUACAAAGCAUGAAUUUGAGGAUGAUAUAAGGAUCUAUAGGUGGGCAGAUCUGAGGCGGAGAAUGAGACGUGAGAGAUAUUGGGAAAAAUAUAAUGCUAGAGAGGAUGAUUUCUCCUCUUACGAUGAAGUGGAUGAGGUAUCUGAAGAAGAAACCGUAGAUGAAGAGAGAGGGUCCUUCAUUGAAGUGCUCAGAUCGGCUUUUCUAUCUUUGUUUCUAAUGCAGACCAUUGGAGCUCGACUCUCUCUCACAUUGAGUAGUCUAAUGGCUUUGCUUGACCGGAAGCUGGAUGCUGGGUAUAAGGUGGGUUACCUGAUUGCAUGGGUUUUGGGUGGGAGAGGUGGCAUUUUGCUUACAUUGUGCCUCUCAUUUGCAAGUUGGGUUUGUGGCAAAACCAGUAGCAGCGUAGUUGCUCUAGUAGUUGUGGCAAUGUGGGUUGGCUCAAAUCUUGCAAGAUGUGCCCCACUCCCUCAAGGUGCACUUCUGACGCUCUUGUACAUGUCUAUAAAGCUACAAGCUGAUCUAAGCUAAAGCCAUUGCUAUUGUUGCUGUUGCUGCUGCGGUGGCCAAUAUCUUGUUUUCCUUUCUUGAAAGGUAUCCGUAUUUGUACAUACCCACCUUUAUGCAAUUAAUACUCAUGUUCUUUGUUGGGUGUAUUUGUACAUUUCGACAUAAUUGUAGAAAUUCAGAUGCAGCUUGGUAACAAUAUCUUUCCUUCUUAAAA